AUGGAAAACUCAUCUGAAACUGGUAUGUUUCAGUCCAAAAUAUCGAAAGAGAAUGACUUGCUCUUGGGAACCGUUUACAUCAUCUUUGGUGUGCUGUCUCUGAUGGGAAACACCACUCUGUUGUUUGUAGCCUAUCGUAAGAAGUUGUCUCUAAAGCCAGCUGAGUUUUUUAUCAUCAACCUCUCCAUCAGUGACCUGGGCAUGACCAUUUUCCUCUUUCCCUUCGCUAUUCCCUCUGUCUUCGCUCACAGGUGGUUGUUCACGGAGGUGAUGUGUAUGUGUUAUGCCUUCUGUGGAGUUUUGUUUGGUAUCUGCAGCCUCAGUAACCUGACCGUACUGUCCUGUGUGUGCUGGCUUAAAGUCUGCUACCCCAACUAUGGUAAUAAAUUCUCCUCGUCCCACGCGCGUCUGCUGGUGGUUGGGGUGUGGUGUUACGCUGCAGUGUUUGCAGUAGGUCCGCUCUCUGGCUGGGGUCAGUACGGAUCAGAGCCUUACGGCACUGCCUGCUGCAUCGACUGGCACGCGCCCAGCUACAACACACCUGCCAUGAUCUACAUCAUCUUCCUCUUCAUCUUCUGUUACAUCGUCCCCUGCACCAUCAUCAUCCUCUCCUAUACGCUCAUCCUGGUGACAGUCCGGGGGGCCCAGCAUGCAGUGCAGCAGCAUGUCUCUCCUCAGAACAAAAUCUCCAAUGUGCAGACACUUAUCGUCAAGCUGUCAGUGGCAGUAUGUAUCGGAUUUCUGAUGGCGUGGAGUCCGUACGCUGUGGUAUCCAUGUGGGCGGCCUUUGCUGAACCAGACUUGGUACCUCCAAUAGCGUUUGCCCUGGCGGCCAUGUUUGCCAAGUCAUCCACCCUCUACAAUCCAAUGGUCUACCUCGUCAUUAAGCCCAGCUUCCGAACAUCCUUGUGCCGGGAUGCCACAAGAUGCAAGAGAACACUCUGUCCCUGCAUAUGCCAGACUGACAGCCAACAAAAAAGCACAAAAAGCCUUUCAAAACUGAACACAAAGGAUAAGUGUAACCUCAUGUGGGUCUCUAAUGGACUGAAUGUGAGCCACCAGUCAUGCAAACAUUGUCCAGAAGGACAAACAGGGCAUUACCUGGACAUCACACCCCAAAGAACAGCACGCAUUCUCAUUGGCUCCACCCACAGUGAGGUGCCAGUCAGCCAACUCUCCAACGAGAUCAACAGCGACUUCCUUUAGAGGAUGAGAAACUGAUUGUAGCAAAAACAAAAGAUGUGGUCAUGAAA
Sinocyclocheilus grahami is the source of this 1253-nucleotide messenger RNA. Its product is annotated as opsin-5-like. The transcript is spliced from 5 exons. Bases 1 to 1206 code for a protein of 401 amino acids. The record is from RefSeq and is a predicted model, not a curated record. NCBI's taxonomy places the organism in Eukaryota, Metazoa, Chordata, Actinopteri, Cypriniformes, Cyprinidae. Gene Ontology annotation, biological process: G protein-coupled receptor signaling pathway; visual perception. Gene Ontology annotation, cellular component: membrane. Gene Ontology annotation, molecular function: G protein-coupled receptor activity.